Kwoniella botswanensis is the source of this 1218-nucleotide messenger RNA. RefSeq lists its product as uncharacterized. The transcript has 11 exons. Gene Ontology annotation, cellular component: replication fork; Rad51B-Rad51C-Rad51D-XRCC2 complex; Rad51C-XRCC3 complex. NCBI's taxonomy places the organism in Eukaryota, Fungi, Basidiomycota, Tremellomycetes, Tremellales, Cryptococcaceae. Bases 1 to 1218 code for a protein of 405 amino acids. The record is from RefSeq and is a predicted model, not a curated record. Gene Ontology annotation, molecular function: four-way junction DNA binding; crossover junction DNA endonuclease activity. Gene Ontology annotation, biological process: meiotic DNA recombinase assembly; reciprocal meiotic recombination.
AUGAUAGAUCGACAGCGCCAGGCUGGCUCCCUCUCUCAGCCGAUCUCCAUACUCAACAUACCUCGAGCGCUCAAAUCUGCUCUCACCGAUGCUGGGUACAAGACCUUGGGUGAUGUACAACAGCUAUCAGUCAAUGACAUCAGUGCCGAAAUUGGCAUACCGAAACAUCAAGCCGAAGAUUUACGUCAGCAAAUUGAAUCGUUCCAAGACUCAUCACAACAACCAUCGCAUAGCAUACCUCUCCAGAGUCAGAUUCAGGCAUCCACAGCUGCCGACCUACUUUCAUCCGCCUACCUUCCUCAUUUCUCUACAUCUUCCACUUCGAUAGAUCACCUUAUCGCCCGCUUCCAGGAUCCAUCUCGGCGUCACCUCCCUAGUAAGCCAUCACGAAAGGGGAAAGAGAAGGCAGAUAGCGCUGCGAUCACACCCGGGAUGGCUAUUGAGGUUUCUGGUCCACCGGGAAUAGGGAAAACCGCUGUUGCUCUGGGUAUCGUAUUGAAUGCUAGGAUGACUGGGAUCAAUGACGUGGAGGAUGAUGUGGGAGAUUCAGCCGGUGAGGUGUUGAUAAUAGACACGGAAGGUGGUAUAACAGCGGAAAGAGUUCGUGCAGCUGCUGAAGCAAUUACCAGAACAUGCUCAACACUGCCUCGCGAUAUAAUCCAUGGUAUACAUUUCGUUCGAAUACCUACUCAAACCCAGAUGAUAGCUUUUUUACACACACUGGAUGAAUGGUUAGAAACGCAUCCGAAGGUCAAUCUGAUUGUCAUCGACACUUUGAGUUUCCAUUUCCGACAGCCUGGACUAGAUAUGAGCACGAGAAGGAGGAUGAUGGAGUUGGUCAAGCAGAAGAUCGGUCAAGCCACUACACUGCAUCAUUGCGCAGUGAUCGUCUGUAAUCAGAUGGCAACGAAAUUAAUGACGGCCGAGAACAAACCUGCCAAUUUCGAUACUGGCGAUAGAGCAAUCCUGAUGCCUCAGCUAGGCGACGCAUGGACGACAGGUAAAACCUUACGACUGUGUUUGUUCCGUGGUCAUCCAGGCGAUGAGCUGCGUUACGUCCAUGCUUCGAUGUCAGGAUCGACGAGAAACUUACCUUGGGCAGCUUUCGAUGUCGACAACGAUGGGCUACCAUGCGAUAUACCCGAAAAGAUAUUCGAGAGACCUGUAACACCACCACCAAAGGAUCUUAUAUCAAAUACCACUCUGUUAGAUUUCUAA